AUAAUACAGAUUUAGGCUGGGGUGGUAAAGCCGACAAGUCACAAAAAAAUGAACCAUGGGGCUCUCAAGCCGCUGAUAAGUUACAAACAGAAACGAAUUCAUCCUGGGGUGUUAAAGCUGAUAAAUCUCGAAGUGAUACCUGGGGUUCUCAAACUGCAGAUAAGUCACAACCUGAAACAAACACAUCAUGGGGUGUUAAAGCCGAUAAGUCUCAAGCUGACCCUUGGGGUUCUCAAACCACUAACAAGUCACAAACUGAAAUGAAUCCACCCUGGAGUGCUCAAUCUUCGGAUAAGUUUGUCGAAGAGCCACGUGGAAGAAGUAAUGAACCUAGGGAGAUUCCUAAUUGGUCAAAGAGUAAUAGUGGUUGGGUUCAAAAUUCAGAGAACAAUACCAAUUUAAAUCAACCUAAUAGUACUUUGAAACCGGAUCUAAAGAGUGAUGCUUGGUGGUGA
Messenger RNA from Ambispora leptoticha, 455 nucleotides. The record is from the annotation of a GenBank genome assembly. Lineage: Eukaryota; Fungi; Glomeromycota; Glomeromycetes; Archaeosporales; Ambisporaceae.